GCGGGCGCGGAGCGCCGGCGGUGAAGAUGGAGUCGCGUCCGCCUGGGACCGAGCCCCCGCUGCCCCGGGGGCCGGGACCGGGGCCCGAGCCGGAGCUGGAGCCGGAGCUGGACCUAGAACUCGAGCUGGACCUGGAACUGGAGCCGGACCUGGACUUGCAACGGGAAUCGGAGCCGGAGCUGGAACCAGAACCGGAGCCAGAGCUGGACCUGGACCCGGAGCUGGAGCUGGAACAGGAGGCAGAUCUGGACCCGGAGCAGGAGCUGGACCUCUGGGCACUUGAGCCCGCCGCUGCCGGCGCGGGGCCGCCGUCCUGGUGCCCGGGGGAGGCCGGGGGCAGCCCGGGCCCGGAGGGCGCCGCCGAGCCCCCGCCCGAGGAGGAGCCGCGCCUCCGCCCGGUCUUCGACGCCCUGGACCGCGACGGCGAUGGCUUCGUGCGCGUGGAGGAGUUCGUGCAGUUCGCCACGGCCUACGGCGCCGAGCAGGUAAAGGACCUAACAAAAUACCUGGAUCCCAGUGGAUUGGGAGUUAUCAGCUUUGAAGAUUUCCAUCGGGGCAUCAGAGCCAUCAGAAAUGGAGACCCUGACAGCCAGCUGUAUGAUAUGGGAUAUACCCCCGAGGAGGAAGCCCCGGCCUGCCCUGAUGAGUUUGAUGACUUCGUCACGUUUGAGGCAAAUGAGGUGACUGACAGUGCCUACAUGGGCUCGGAGAGCACCUACAGCGAGUGUGAGACCUUCACGGAUGAGGACACCAGCACCCUGGUCCAGCACGAGAUGCACGACGAGGUGGAGACCGACAGCGCCAUCGACUCCGCCGUGCACUCGGAGUUCACGGAUCCCAUCGAGGAGCCGGAGCAUGGGUCCCAUCCCCACGAGCUGGCCCUGGGCUCCGAGCUCAGCCACUCCAUUGUCACCGUCAUCAGCGGGGAGGAGCAUUUCGAGGAUUACGGCGAGGGCAACGAGGCCAACCUGUUCCCAGACCCUCUGUGUAAUGGGGAAAGCAGCUUUGGCAGCUCCUCUUUCCUCUCUCCCAGCACCAAUCCGCUCGCUGUGAAACUGCACAGCAUUCUCGCAGAUGAAGCUUUUGAGUUUUACUGUAGCCAGUGCCACAAACAAAUCAACCGCCUCGAGGAUCUUUCUGCUCGCCUGAAUGAUCUUGAAAUGAAUAGCCCCAAUAAAAGACUUUCCAGCAAGAAGGUGGCAAGGCAGCUGCACCAGACGAGCUCACUGGCCGUGGGGGUGAUGGAGGAAUCCUAUCGGGAGAGCCUGGAGUGCACCGACGAGGACAUCACCGACAAGGUGGUGUUCCUGGAGAAGCGGGUGACGGAGCUGGAGAAGGACACGGCUGCCAACGGGGAGCAGCACAGCCGCCUCCGGCAGGAGAACCUGCAGCUGGUGCACAGAGCAAAUGCACUCGAGGAGCAGCUGAAGGAGCAGGAGCUGAGGGCUGACCAGACCCUGCUGGAGGAGAUCAAGAAGCAGAGGGAGCUGCUCAGCAAAAUGGAGAGGGAGAAGAGCAUUGAGAUUGAGAACCUGCAGGCCAGGCUGCAGCAGCUGGAUGAUGAGAACAGCGAGCUGAGGUCCUGUGUCCCCUGCCUGAGAGCCAACAUCGAGAGGCUUGAGGAGGAGAAGCAGAAGCUGCUGGAUGAGAUUGAGGACCUCACUGUGCAGCUCACAGAGGAGCAGGAGAAAAAGAGGAAGAUGGGGGACAAGCUGAGUCAGGAGAGGCACCAGUUCCAGAAGGAGAAGGAGUCAACGCAGGAGCUCAUCGAGGACCUCAGGAAGCAGCUGGAGCACCUGCAGCUCUUCAAGCUGGAGGCAGAGCAGCGCAGGGGCCGGAGCAGCAGCAUGGGCCUGCAGGAGUACAACAGCAGGACACGGGAGACAGAGCUGGAGCAGGAGAUCAAGCAGCUCAAGCAGGAUAACAGGAACCUGAAGGAGCAGAAUGAUGAGCUGAAUGGGCAGAUCAUCAACCUGAGCAUCCAGGGAGCCAAGAACCUGUUCUCAGCCUCCUUCUCCGAGUCCCUGGCAGCAGAGAUCAGCUCUGUCUCCAGAGAUGAGCUCAUGGAAGCAAUCCAGAAGCAAGAGGAGAUCAACUUCCGCCUGCAGGAUUACAUCGACAGGAUCAUCGUGGCCAUCAUGGAGACCAACCCCUCCAUCCUGGAAGUCAAGUAAUGCAGCCGGGAGGAUUUGGUGCUCUGAGAGGAUGAAGAGGGACUCCAAACGUCUUUGCACUUGAUGAAGGCACAAGGAAGCCUCAGGUCAGGGAGUGCCUGAGCCAUGGACCAGGGAAAAGAAAACCAGCAGCCAGGGUUUGUUGUCUGACUCCCUUAUUUUGAAGCCCUCCUGGCUGUGGAGGGGUGAAAGGGAACCUGGAGAAGGAGCUCAGGAAAGGGACACUGCGGGAAGUGCCUGUGGCGCUGGGGACUGUCCCGACAGGCACCGCCCCUCCGAGGGACGCUGCGACCCGACCCGCGGGAGAUCGCGAUGGAGAUUGAAGCGACAGCGCUGACUUUGCCCCGCUGCCCUGCCGGGCCCGAGCGUCUGCUGUGCCAAAGUGUCCCUGACACACCCCCGGGCAGAGCUGGCAGCCAGGGCAGCGCCUUCCAGACUCGCACAGGGUUGGGGUUUGGUUUUGGUUUGGGGUUUUGGGGUUUUUUUUAAUUAACUUAAUGCAAAUGGCCUCAUCCAGCUGGCUCGGCCCAUCCUUGCCCCGUGCUCCUGCUGUGUGCAGAGCCCUCGGUGGCUGCAGGGGCAGCCCGGGGCUCUUGGGGACAGGGCGUGAGCACGCUCGGUCACCUGCCUCCUUAUUUAUUUUUGCUGUCUGUGGCUCAGUACUGUCAGCAGGUCUCGGCAUCCCGGCUCCACUCCCUCCUCCUCCCUCCUCCUUCUGCCGGGCUCUGCCGCUGAGGUGGCUCCAGGAGGAGCUGUCACUUGUCCCCAGCUGGGGACAGGCUCUGUCUGGCACCGCGACACGGCUGCAGCUCCUCAGCCGGCGCUGGAGGCCGGUCCUGGCCGCCUCUCCUCGUCCUGGGUGGGACACGCAGCACUUUGGGAGCUGCAGCAGAGAGGCCCGAGGUCCCCAGCUCACCUCCCGAAGUCUGGGGACAGUGGCCUGUGCCAUUGCCAGCCGGAGCAGGGUUCUGCUGGUGAUAGCUGCAGCCCUGGAGUGAGUGCCUGCUCCGGCUGCCUUUCCCCCUGUUCCUGGGCUGGCCAGGGACUGGAGGAGCCCCCUCAUUCCUCAUCCCUGGCACCGGCCGGGGCUGGAAUCUCUGUGCCGAUGGGGAGGGGAGCUGGAGAACACCAGCAGCUCCCUGGGAAACAAAAGCCAUUUUUACAUCAGACAGCUCUGGGCUUGCUGGCACAAGCGGCCGUGGCGCAGCGUGACCCCGGGAGUGGCCGCUGUCCCCCCCUGCUCCUCGGGGCUCCCGGGAGGAGCAGCCAGCGGAAUCCCAGGGAUCGGCUUCAGCCCCUGGUUCCUCUUCCUGCUCGUCAGGUUUUGGGAAUGCCAGGACAGCCUGGGAGCAGAAGCUACAGCAAUCCCGGGGGGGGCCUGCUCCCCCCGAGCCCCUUCCAGCCCUCGGGGUGGCCCUGUGCAGGGGGACGUGGCCACUGUCACCGCCUCAUCCCAGGGGACAGCGGCCGAGCCACGGCCACGGCGCCUCUGGGGCUGAUUCCCCGGAGCCCCUGUGGGGUCGGGGUGAGCCCCAAACCCCGGGGCAGCUCCUGCACCCCAGCCCUCCCUCCCUGCCCCCCUCCCUGCCCCGAGGCCGCGGGAAGAAGCCACGUAAUGUACAUUUCCAGAGAAGCUUUGGGUGUAAAUCAGUGUAUACUUGGAGAGGGAAAAUUUUUCUAUCUUGUAGAGUAGGUAUUUUUAUAGAAUGAAGGUUGAUCCAUUUUUUUAAUACUUUAAAAGAAGAGAGAAAUGUAUCUGUGUAUACACAAAAGCAUAUAUAUAUAUAUAUAUAUGUAUAAAUAUAUAAAUAUUUGAGAUCUGCCUUUCUCGACUUGGGAUCCCAGAUCCCCAGGUCUCAAACAAUCGUUUGUUUUUUCCUGUCGCUCUCACAGAGGUACUGUAACUGUAAAUAAGCACCGGGGAAAAAAAAAGUUUUAAGCAAACAAAAAGCACUGACUUGCACAUUCACCAUGCUUUAAAGUCCCUAUGGAGAGAGAAAAACAAAAGCAAGACAAAAACUGUACAUCCUGAAAAUGUCCCUCUUUCCCGACUGGUAUGUGAAGGAAGUCCCCCAAAAAAGAGGCAAAAAUGGUAUUGUCUUAACUGAUGUAUCAAUUCUUGUCGGAUUAAAAGUUGUUACUAUUCCUG
Messenger RNA from Serinus canaria (Common canary), 4323 nucleotides. It is a transcript of the gene RAB11FIP3, whose product is annotated as RAB11 family interacting protein 3. The transcript is spliced from 15 exons. Bases 27 to 2174 code for a protein of 715 amino acids. Gene Ontology annotation, biological process: endocytic recycling; regulation of cytokinesis. Gene Ontology annotation, molecular function: calcium ion binding. The record is from RefSeq and is a predicted model, not a curated record. NCBI's taxonomy places the organism in Eukaryota, Metazoa, Chordata, Aves, Passeriformes, Fringillidae. Gene Ontology annotation, cellular component: recycling endosome membrane; midbody; endocytic vesicle.